This is a messenger RNA of Lathyrus oleraceus (garden pea), 2649 nucleotides long. RefSeq lists its product as uncharacterized. Lineage: Eukaryota; Viridiplantae; Streptophyta; Magnoliopsida; Fabales; Fabaceae. The transcript is spliced from 12 exons. The coding region runs from base 165 to 2216 and encodes 683 amino acids. The record is from RefSeq and is a predicted model, not a curated record.
AGAAAUCCCUCUUUCACUCUCUCUCGUUCGAAGCUCUCGCUGCCCUGGAAAAAAUUCCAUAAAGUACCUGGAAAUCUCAACGAUAAACACUGCAAAUUUGAAAGAGACUGCAUUCGAAAGAGAAGGAUUCAAUACCUGGAAAUCUCAUUGCGUUUUAAGGUUAAAUGGCUAGUGAUCAAGAAAACUCACAAGAUGCAAAUGCUCCUGAUGAUACUUCAGAAAAAGAAAUUACACGAGGCAUCACUAUUAUGAAGAGUAUCAUUCGUGAUAGAGAUAAAGCAGUAACAUAUAAUGUAAAUUGGAAUGCUGAUAACCAACUAAUUGGGUCUAAUGCUGCAAAGUUGGCAAGCUACAUUGGUACACUUGUUCGUAUGCACAUUCCAAUCACUGCUACAAGAUGGAGUAAUAAAGAGUUGGGUAGCGCUAAAGAUAAGAUUUGGACUGAGAUACUGAGGUCUUUUAACAUUGAAGAUACAACUAUCCGAAAAAAGUAUAUACUUCAAUUGGCCGGAAAAAGACACAGAGGGUGGAGAACGUUUUUAACAAACAAGUAUCUUAAGGACAAAGAAAUUUUUUUUGUUGAAUAUGAUCCGGAAUAUCCAGUGAAGUAUGCGAUCUUCAUUACAGAAGAAGAAUGGGUUGCUUUUGUAGCCCAAAGAAGAGACGAAAAUUUCAAGAAAGUGAGUGCCACAAAUCGCGAGAGAGCGUCAAAUCCCACGUAUGCAUACAAAAAAGGGCGUUUGGGAUAUGCACGCUUAGAGGAAAAAAUUUUAGACGAGACGAAAAGUGACGCAACAUCACUUCCGCCACAUGUUUUGUGGAAAGAAGCUCGUGUGGGAAAGGAUGGAACUGUUAGGGAUGACGUUCAACAUAUUUAUGAUGAAUGUGAGACCCUAUCUCAAUCGAUAAGCACAGCUGAGGACCAGGAGAACAGGAGCGUACUUAGUAGAGCACUAAAUGUUCCUGAGUAUCCCGGUCGGGUGAGGGGUAAAGGGCAUGGUUGUACUCCAACUUCCUUGUAUAAGAAUCCAAGGAGAAGAAAUCCUAGCAAUCAAGAAGUGAUGGAGACGUUGCAGGCAUUACAAGCGCAAGUUCUUCAAUUGCAAAAGGAUAAUGAGAGAUAUAGGUGUAUGGAAAAGUGCAGUUCACAGUUGAAAGAAACUAGUGAGAAAGCCAGUAUCAAUUGUCAAAAUAAAUUUCCCGAGGGCAUUUCAUCUUGUCAGCUAUACUUAUCGUCACCGACUUAUCGCCUAGUUGGCAAGGGAAAAGUGCACAACACUUCGGGAGAUUUACUUCACCAUAGACCGCUCCCGGAUGGACACCUUAAAGUAUCGGUUGAUGUUGUAUUAGAUAAGGAUGCGUUGCUACCGAUACCUGACAUUGUUUCAGAGACAACAUUGCUGCGAGAUGCAAUAGGAUCAUUUGUUGCAUGGCCCUUGGAUCUCAUUUUCAUUGAUGAUGAGACGCCUACAAAACCCGCAUCUAAGGAUAAAGGGAUUUUGCGGCACAACGAGUCUGUUGCAUCACAAAAAGAGGUAUUUGCUCAAGGGUCACAACAACUGAGCCAGAAAAUUGGUAGUCGACAGAAAAACAAAAGGGAUCUUCCAGUGACUUAUUUGCCAAAAAAAGGUGCUUUUGUGCCUCGAUACCAGAUAUCUCUUGAAACACUUGUUGACUCAUCAGAUAUGGCAACAGCUGGUGCUAUUCGCUUACUGGAUAUGGAGGAAGAUAUCUUUGGUUAUUCAUGCACUGAAACAAUCGGAAAAGAAGAUCUGGAACAUAUUUUUCGGCAUCAAGAAUUAGGCGUCGGUGUUAUACACACAUACAUCCGGUUCUUGUAUGACAAUUUCAUGCGCGGGAAUGAUCAAUUGUCAAACAGAUUCCGUUUCGUGUCUUCCUCCCUGGUCAACAAAGCAUUAAUUUGUAGGGAACCGGAUUCAUGUAGAGAGUACUUAGUCAAGAGAUUCAUGGCCAGCAGUACAAACAACUUGUAUCUUUGGCCGUAUAAUUCAGGGUGUCACUGGUUGUUGCUUGCUAUUGAUCCUUUAAAAGAAGUGGUAUAUUUUCUGAAUUCGAUAGAUGGUGAAUGGACAAAUUAUCCGGAUAUGAAGCAAUUAGUUGAUACAUCAAUAAAAGUGUUCCGAUCUCAAAGACAAGCUCGAGUACCACGUACUAAAUCCAGCAACAUUACGUGGAUAAAAGUGCAGGUACUUUAAUUUUCACAAUUUUGCUUAUAAUAGUGAUGCUACUUGAUAAGAAAAGAUAACUAUACAUUCUUAUUUUUUUUUCUAUGUAGUGUCCUCUACAGCGCAACGGUAUCGAUUGCGGAUACUUUGUAAUGAGGUUUAUGAGGGAAAUCAUUAAUAUGAAUCAAAUAGAGAUUCCAAUCACGUACUUUGAUGAAUACAAGUGUGCUCAUUACACGAGACUGCAGUUGGAACAAAUCAAGGAGGAAUUGUGUCAAUAUUUUAUUGAGAAAAGAUUAAUUAGUAUAUAAUGGUUUCAAAAUAACAUGAAUACUUUGAUGAAGAAUGGUUUCUGGUUGGCAAGUGUAUAGUUCUUUAUAUUUUUAACAGAUUAGUUAUGACUCCAAAUAGGCCGUAUAACAUAUUAGUUUUGACUUGUGUAUAGUUCUUUAUAAUUUUAGUG